Closterium sp. NIES-65 is the source of this 5688-nucleotide messenger RNA. Lineage: Eukaryota; Viridiplantae; Streptophyta; Zygnematophyceae; Desmidiales; Closteriaceae. The record is from the annotation of a GenBank genome assembly.
AUGUCAGGCGGCCCAGCCGGCGGCAUGGGCGGGGGAGGAACCAGCAGGGACGGCGCGCAGAUGCACCCCGACAUGGCGUUCGAAUGGGGCUACUCGCCUCGAGCGGUGCACUCACCGUCCCGCUUCAGUCGCGACGAGGAGGCGAACCCUAAUCGGACCAAGAGCAACCUCAGCCAGCAGCGCACGCUCAGUCUCAGCGCAGCGCGACUCAGCCAAGCCGCGGCGGAUCUCGGAUUCCACGUCACCGCUUCCGCCAAUGCACCACCCGCGGCGCAAGCUGGAGCGUUCCCCGGCUUUUCCCCCGCGGCUGCUGCGGCUGCUGCAGCUGCGCUGGCAGCAGGCGGGGAUGCUGGAGGAGGGGGAGGUCUAGGGGGGGGUGUACCUGGGGGAGGUCUCGUUCGGGGCGGGUCGGGACUGGCAGGGUGGUCAGGAGGGGUAGCUGGUGCUGGUGGCCCUGGUCAUCUACAAUCUCUUACAGUGGAUCCGUCUAAAGCGGGGAUAUCUUCUCGCGGAGCAGGGGGGCAUGGCGUGCCGCCCUUGCCGCUGCCGUCUCCUAAAGGGAACGCCGCCGCUGCUGCCGCGGGCAAGCUGGGCAGCCCGAGAGGAAACUUUUCCGGGUCGCGGGCAGGCGCGCUGGGGCAUUGGCCGAGAGCCGGUUUGCCCGCGAGCAUUCAGCAGCAGCUGAUGCUGGGGGCGAUGGGCGGAGGGGCGGGCGGGGGAUCAGCAGCAGGGGGAGGCGCAGCGGGACUCGCAGGGCUGGGGGGAAUGCCGGGCGGUUAUGCUGGCGGUGGAGGCGGCAUGGGGGCGUUGGGGAAUGUAGGGGGAGCGGGAACGGCGGGAAUGGCAGGAAUGGGGGGAAUGGCUGGGCUUGCUGCUUUGAAUAGCAGCAGUGAUGGCAGCGGCAAUGGCGGAGGCAGUGGGAACGGAAUACCCGGUAUGAGUCUGCAGACGCAGUUAAGCCUGCUAGCCGCUCAGCUAGACGGCCGAUUAGACGACAACAACCCCCUCUCGCGGACCAGCAGCGCGCCGCCACUUGGCGCGCUUCUCGCCAGCAUCGGUGACGUGGCAGAGCUGGAGAGGCUGUACCGAUUGCUCCCCGAUGCCAUGUCACCAGACGUCUCCCUGCACGUGGGGCUGACUUUGCCGUACCAGAGCAUAGGGUAUUUAUCGUCAACUGUACCAUCAAUGGCGGCUCUUAUAAGGGAGCGGACGAAGCUCUCCCGCACUAGCAGUUGCCCCCCCCCUGUGGCGGAGGACAUGAGCGGGGGCGCGGGGGGAAGCGGAAUGGAGGAGCGCGCGGGCGAGGGGGAGUCGUCUGAGUCUGAGGGGGAGAGCGGGCAGCGUGGGACGGGCGCGGGGCACAAGAGGAAGAAACGCAGAGCUCCGGGAGGAGUGGGAGCGGGAGCUGACGUGGCUGGAAGGAGCGGCGUAGGCGGCAAGGUACUGGCGCUUCCUUCUCCCCCGGCUCCAAUCCGUCCCCCUUUCCCCCCUCGUGUUCCCCCCACUCACCGCCCGACCCUUCCCCCUCACGCAUCCGCGCGCCACCCUGCCCUCCAAGUGCAGAGGGAGCCGGAGGGCGGGCUGGGGCGCAUCGUGGGGGGCAUGGAGACGGCUCACAAGGCACCACGUAGGGAGCCAGACGACGCGCUGGACGGUGGGGCGCGCCUGGGGGGACGCGGAGGGGGCGGGGUAGGGGGCGGGGGCGCGGGAAGCGGGGGAAGGGGAAGUGCAGGGGCAUGGGGGGGGAGCCCGGGGGGCGGGUACAGCAUGCAGGGCGGGGGGAUGGGGGGGAGCAUGCAGGCGGGGGCGAUGGAAACAUCGAGCCAGGACUACAUUCACGUGCGGGCAAGGCGAGGGCAGGCCACUGACAGCCAUAGCCUUGCCGAGCGGGUGCGGCGGGAGAAGAUCAGCGAUCGAAUGAAAGUGCUGCAGAGCCUUGUUCCCACCUGCACCAAGGCAACAGGCAAAGCAGUGAUGCUGGAUGAGAUCAUCAACUAUGUGCGAUCUCUGCAGCUGCAAGUCGAGCUGCUGUCGGCCAAGCUAGCAGCAAUAGAGCAGGACACUGCAGAGAUGGACGGCUCAGAUUCACCCGCCGACUUUUGUGCGGCCCAGAUGGCAGCACUGGGAGGGCUGCUACUCCCGUCCGCCCCCGCUUCUGCCGCUGCUGCUGGCACGGGGACAGGUGGAGGUGGAAAUGCCACUGCUAUGGGUGGCGGUGCCACUGCUGCUGGUGCUUCGGCUGGUGCUGGUGCUUCUGGUGGUUCUGGUGGUAGUGCUGGUGCGGCUGCUGUGGCUGCUGCUGCGCUUGCAGGUGGAUCGUUCCGGCAGGCAUCUCCGUCCUGCUCCCAGUCUCACGAUUGGUCCACCACUGAUUCGGCCCAUCACAGCACAGCAUCGCCCAUGGCCACACCAUCAGCAUCAGCAUCAGCGUCACUGGGAGCAGCGGCCGCCCUGCACCCGGACAUGGCCUCCCUCCCCACUGACCUCGCCCGCCUCCUCCUCUCCCGCCACCUGCCCAACCUCCCCUUUGCGGGAGCCGCCGGGGGUGCGGGGGGAACAGGAGGGGGAGCGGCUGGCGGGGAGGAGAUGAGGGGAGAUGGCGGGGGAGGAAUGGGGGGAGGCGGGGGAGGAAUGGGGGGAGGCGGAGGAGGAAUGGGGGGAGGCGGAGGGGGAAUGGGGGGAGGCGCGGGGGAGGGGCUGGGGGAGCUGACAAUGGAGCAGCUGCAGGCGCAGCUGGAUGUUAUGAAUGGGGUAGGUGCGGGGGGAGGGGGAGGGGGGGGGAGGGGGAGGGGGGGAGGGGGGCCUGCCACACAUGGGUGUGCAGUUCGCCUCCCCAGAAUCGCCCAGCUUGUUCCGUUUCUCGACCCCCCUCCCCCUCACACCGGCCUUGAAGAGCCAAAUGGAAAGCUAGAAGUCGAUGCAUGGGAUGGUGGGCUUGAGAGCAUAGUGGCAGCAGCAGCAGCCAUGCCGCCUUCCCAGCAGGCCCAGUCAGCUUCAGGCAACAGCCACUCGGCCAAUAACCAACCCGCGUCAGGAUCACCUUCCCUGUCCCAGCAGUCUGCGGGCGACAGCAUCCUAAGUAUGGAGUCACACCAGUCCAUGAGCGAUUCUCUCCGCGCCCACCUCUCCGCGCUUCACGGCGAGGCGCGCCGACGGCUCCCCGCGGCCCUGGCGAGCGCGCAGGUCGCUUCUGUGUGUUUUGCUGCCGUGCUGGUGCUUGUGCUGUUGCCGCUGGGGCUGUGGAUCGGACGGCUGGGAAUGGGCGUCAAGAUGAUCUACGGCUUUUUGGCAUGGGUGAACGCGGCAGUGCGGCAGAUGUGGCCAGAGCUGCGCAAAGCAAGCACGGACAUGCUGAAGAGCAGUCUGAGGGGGCUGUUGGAGGGGUACCACUUCGGCAUCAUCACCGGCAUUGACGUGCGAUCCGUGGACCUGGGACCCGAUCCCCCCACCAUCACCGGGUACCAAUUGGGCAUCAUCACCGGCAUUGACGUGCGAUCCGUGGACCUGGGACCCGAUCCCCCCACCAUCACCGGGUACCAAUUGGGCAUCAUCACCGGCAUUGACGUGCGAUCCGUGGACCUGGGACCCGAUCCCCCCACCAUCACCGGGUACCAUUUGGGCAUCAUCACCGGCAUUGACGUGCGAUCCGUGGACCUGGGACCCGAUCCCCCCACCAUCACCGGGUACCAAUUGGGCAUCAUCACCGGCAUUGACGUGCGAUCCGUGGACCUGGGACCCGAUCCCCCCACCAUCACCGCUGUGCGGGUGCACAGGGGAGGGCCGGACAAUGGGCAGGCGCAGAGAGACAAGCAGCGCAGCAGAGCAGCACAGGAAGAGGGCUCCGCACAGGGGGGUGGAGAGGGAGGCGGAGGAAAGGGGGAGGCAGGAGUGGUAACAGUGGCAGAGGCGAAGGAACAGGCGGAAAGGCGGAUUCGUGGUGGUGCAGAGGCACAGGUGUUGGGGAAGGGGCAGGGGGAGGGGAUGGGGCAGAGGGAGGAGCAAGGGCAGGGGGAAGGGGAGGGGCAGGGGAAGGGAGAAGGAGAGGGGGAAGGAGUCUGGGAGGAGAAGAGGGGGAGGGCAGAGGCGAAGGAGCAAGGGCAGGGGGGCGAGGGAGAAGGCGAGGGGGAGGGGGGAGGAGGAGCAGAAGGAGGAGUAGCAGAGGAAGGAGUAGCAGAGGAAGGAGUAGCAGAGGAAGGAGUAGCAGAGGAAGGAGUAGCAGACGAGGUGAUAGCAGAGGUGGUAGUGGAGUGGGUGGAGGGGCGAGUGCAGCAGCGCAGCAUGCGGCUGAGAGUGCAGACCGCCAUGAGCCCAGAUGUGGACGUGCAAGUGAGCAGCAUCGCUGCUGCUGCCACCCUCAAACUCACCCUCAAACCGCUGCUGCCCCGCUUACCCGGGUUCGGCGCCGUGCUGCUCUCUCUGCUCAACCAGCCAUUCUUUGACUUCAAGGUGUCAGUGAUGGGAGGUAAUCUCAAGGCCAUGCCGGGAUUUGAAAAGAUGAUUGAGACGGUGCUGCGCCUGUCAAUCGACGAUUCCCUUGUGUGGCCCUCGCGAUGGGUGUACCCUGUCGUGGAGGGUGACUUCAGUUUCCUGGAGCUCAUCCCAGUGGGGUACCUAGACGUUUCACAGAUAGAGGCGGAGGGGCUCCCCAAGACAAACGUGCUGACAAGAGCUGCUGACCCGAUAUUACUCCAAACCUCCCCCUCCUUCUCACCUGCAUCCCCCGCCUUAUGUUCUCUGCACCAACACCUCCAGUUUCCUGGAGCUCACCCCAAUGGGUACCUAGACGUAUCACUGAUCGAGGCGGAGGAUCUGCCCAAGACGGACGUGCUGACAGGGCUGCAUGCCCUCCCUGCAUCACACACACAUCCCCUUGGUUCCCCCAGCUCUCCUCUCUUGUCUUCUCCCCCCUUGCUUCUGUCGUUUCCUCGACCUCACCCCAGUGGGUUUCCUGGAGCUCACACCAGUGGGGUAGCUAGACGUGUCGCUGAUAGAGGCGGAGGGGCUUUCGAAGACGGGUGUGCUGACCAGUGCUGCAGUCUCAUUUGCCUGGGUGCCGCCUCCUUCAUGCCCGCCUGUCCCCCUUCCUCCAGUUUCCUCGAGCUCACCCCAGUGGGGUACCUAGACGUGUCGCUGAUAGAGGCGGAGGGGUUGCCCAAGACAGACGUGCUGACAGGCGCUGCUGACCCGUUCGUGCUGCUGUAUGUGCGGCAGCGGGAGGGGGCCAUCAAGCGCAGCAGCACCGUUCACCACUCCCGCCACCCCACGUGGAAUGAGGGGUUUAUACUUGAGGUGGAGGACCCGGACUCACAGCAGCUGACGAUCCGACUAAUGGACAGCGAGCGGUUUGAGAAGUCGGAGUUCAUUGGAGCCCACAUGCUGCUGCUCCACACGCUCCCCUUUCUUUCCCCUACUCUCCCGUUUCCAUCACAGCUGCACCCCAACAAGGCACAAGACCUGUGGCUCGACCUGUACGAUAAGCCCGAGACUCAUGAGAGUGCGAGCACUCACGGGCGGGUGCAUGUGGUGGUGAUGUUUGUGCCGUACACGCAGCGAGAGGGGGGAGGGGAGAGUGCUGCAGAGGGGAAGGAGGGAGAAGUUAGUGCAGUUGGGGAGGAGAGAAGGAGUGAGGUGGAAGCAGAACAGAAAAGGCCGGACAGCAUAGGGGAUGGGGGAAGAGCAGGAGGUUAG